Molecule: messenger RNA, 29296 nt
Organism: Gallus gallus (chicken)
Lineage: Eukaryota; Metazoa; Chordata; Aves; Galliformes; Phasianidae
Gene: CDK17
Product: cyclin dependent kinase 17
Exons: 21
Coding region: 24299-25909 (536 amino acids)
Biological process (GO): protein phosphorylation
Cellular component (GO): nucleus; cytoplasm
Molecular function (GO): protein kinase activity; ATP binding
Source: RefSeq, a predicted model, not a curated record
GGCUGACGCAAGGCCCCGCGCUCGGCAGCGGUAGCGUUCGGCUCCGGCACGGCUCCGCGGCCGCGCUCCGCUGGGGAGCCGCGGAAAGGCGACGGCGGUUGAAGCAGCCAUGUUGGAGCGGGGAAUAAAGUGACUUCGCUCGGGGAGGUGGCGCGGCCGGCGGCUCUUGGGGCAGCGAGGGGAGGGGGCUCGGCUCCCGGCGCGUCCGGAUAUCGCUCCUGGGCGGAGGAAGAGAGGAAGGAGAAGGGGCAGGAGAUCCGCCCCCGGACCCGCGGAGCCCCGGCGCUGCUGGCCAGCUUCAUGCUGACACGAUGGGAUUGCUUUCUCCAUGACUGGGGCUAGCUGGUGUCUUGCUGCCAGUAUUUUUAUACCUAGUGCUCCUUUUGCAGUGCGCACCAGCUUCGCUUCUUCUGUUGGAUAGUAGUGUUAUUCCCGUGGAAUUUAGUGUUUGUGAGUCUUACAGCUGAGCAAGCUUUUUGCUACACAGCGUGGAAUAAAGGGAAGCUGCGCCCUGUGUCAGAGCAGAGAGUUAAUACAGGUUUAAGUUUCUUCAUAGAUAUAUAUAGCAGCAGUCGAAAACAAGAUAUACUUUUUGUAAGUACUGAUGAAUGCUGAAGUCUUCUUCUGAAAAUGAUGUAUUUUUCGUUAAAUUUAAUACUGGUUAUGUGUGUUUCUCCUACCAUAAGUAAAUUCCUUGAAGAUCAAGGUAAUGCUUGGAAAAAAAAAUAGAAAAUUGCCCUAAAGAACGAUUGAAAUGAUUGAAAUGACUGUAAUUUGGGGACACUACUUGGAGACACUGUAGCUAUUUCAUUGGAGUUUUUAAAAAUAAAUUUUAUUUUAAAGGUGAUGUGCAACUUAAAAAAUGGGAAGUGUGUUCUAUUUUAAAUGUUAAUUAAAUUCAUGGAAAACAGAAAGGCAACUGAUGGAUAGAAGGGUGUUACGACCUUGUGGAAAACAGAAGGUAUUUAGGAUUCUAAUAAGCACUGUUGGCAUUUCUAUACUAUAGGCCUUUCUGUUUUGUUUAAGAGGUCUUGAAGUAACAUUAAUAAUUGUGACCUAUUUUUAGGUUUAGUUUGUCUUUUGGAAAACGGAAAAUCCCAUAUGUGAUGUAUAUGAAACCUUUCUUACGUUGAAGAUGUGAGGAAAGUUUCAGGGUUUUCUGAAGAGACACAUUCACAGAUUGAGAGAAAGAGAUUAUAAUUGCAAUUUUAUGGCUUAGUGAAAUUUCUAAGUAGCAAAUGUGAUGUAAAGAAAGGUAACCACAUUUUCUUCACGUGUGUGAGGCCAUCCUCUGUAUGCAAUUUCUGCACUGCCAUUUGUUGUGUGCUUCAUGGUUAGUUAAUGUACAUUGGGCACGUUAUAAAUGCAUGUCUGGCAUAUCAGAAUAUGAUUUAUACUGUGUAAAUCAUAAAUACUUUAUUCAGUGUUUUCACUGCUCAUUACACAGACUCUUCUAGCAGCACUUGAGAGGGUAAAUGAAUUCUCUUAAGACCUAAAUGCUGUCAUCAGCGAGAUCUACCUGUUUACAUUCUGUAGGAGCUGUACAUGGAGUGCUUUUUGAAGGAAUAAUCCACUGCAUGAAUAAAGAAUAUUCAUGUCUUUGUCAAGCUGAAGUUUAUAAUAAAUUCUAAAUCAAGUAAAAAUACUGUUGGUUUUUUUGUUUUGUUUUGUUUUUAGUGAAGCAGCCUCCUGAACUUAAACAUCUUGUCUCAAAGCAGCAGUAUUAAUAAUUCAGUAGGGUUAAAAGAGAGGAUUGCUUUUUGACAGUUUGUAAUUAUUCAAAGUCAGUUGAGUUUAAAGGGGAAAGAGAACUCUGUAUGAAUUGGCAUGCUGAAAUUAACCUACCCUGUUCCGUAGUGUGGGAUGUACUGUUUUAUCAGAACGGUGUAGCGUAAUGGGAUCAGCUUCUAAAAUUCAGUCCAGCUGAGUGAAAAAGCUGCAUCUUGAAGGUGUUUUUAUUUGUACAGUUAGAUCGGGACGAUCACUGGAACUGAAAGUGAAGACAGAGGCCCUGUUACACAAGGUCACAGACUGGCUGGUGGCAGCUGUCGCGCUGUGGCAGCUGGGCAGGCCUGGUGCUGGGAGCAGGCCCUUGUGCGAUAGCUGUGCCACGGAGCACAGUUCCCAGAGCAGGCUGUCGUUGUCGUUGGAGAGUAAAAGUGCUUUGAGGUGAAUGCUGAUUUACUGCAGCCUCCAAAAGCCAUGCUCACGUGUACAUCAGUUGGUAGGUUGCCCUACAUGAGUAUUUAGCAUGACAGUUUGGAGGCCGUGCCCAAGAAAAACGUUACAGAAUAUAUGGUAUGUGUAAAAGUAAAAAAAAUUUCUUAGUAGUGUUACAUAUUAAAGGUUAACAGUAAUGAUCUUCACAGCAACAAAUUUUUAAAUAUUGUAUAUUUAAGAUGCUGGCAAACAUUAUCUGUAAACUGCUAAAAGGUCAGACAUAAUCCUAGUCUUUUUGCAGUGUUCUUUAAAGACUGACGUGAUAUAAUGCUCUCUGAAGAAAGUAAGAAAUUUCCUGUGUGUUUUAUAUACCAAUAUGAAGUGGCUCUUUUUAUGCUUAGGUGUUUCCUUAAUUAAAUCCAAAUGUCUGAAUAAAAGCUAGUACAUUUGUAUUGUUCUGAUACUUUUAUUCAUAAAGUUGUGAUAUGAAACACGAACAAGAGCUUGCCUUUGCUGUGUUAGACGGGGCUCUUGAGUAGAAGAUUUAUAUGUGACAUUAUCCUCUGCAGAUCCAUGGGGAAAUUCGAUUGUAAGCCAGCUCUGGUGGCACAGGUAAAUGUUUUUGGAGAAAAUAUGGAUCAGUUUGUGAGUGUGCAGUUUGUGGUUGUACUGAAGCUGAACAAACUUGAGUAAUUGUUUUUUCCCUACUGGACUGUACCAGAGUUUGAACAUAAAGGUAGAUUUUUGGAAACGUAAACUGGAGGUGGCUGCGUGUGGCACUGACUGCUUUCUUAAACCUUAUCCCACAUGGUACGUUUUCCAUGUGGUUCGGUUGUUGUGAGACUGGAGUAGAAGGAUGGCACCUCCCGUGGCCUACUGUCCCCAGGCACUUCCCUUCUCUCUUAACUUCACUGGAGGAGCUGUCCCAGGGUAGAACUGCAGUCAGCGUGUAGAGUAUAUAGGACUUCUCCAUCUUACCUCAGUUAUUUGCUCAGAAAGUGUCUGCUGUUGGUGCUCAUGGACCUAAAUGGUAAUAGGUUCAAUUGUUUGUUGUUCAUUAAACAUGUAUGUUCAAAAGAAUUGCAUGGUUUCGAUUUAUACUCAGUGAUAAAGUACAGUGUGUCUGUGCUGUUAACAUAAUGAAUGGGAGAUGGCUAAGUCUUUCAGUAGUCUUGAUGAGUAAGUUGGUAAUUCAGACAGAGGAUACUUACUGAAGUUAAUAAUUAUUAAGUCAUUGGAAUUGAUUCAUUACAAGCCUAAUUAAUAAGAAGCCUUUAUUAUGUACUUACCCAUCACACCCUCAUUAUGUUUUACUGAAUGUCAGAACAAUAUGUGAUAGAAGUAUUUUGAAUGAUUUCUCAAGUAUCAUAGUAAGCUGUGAAACACAAAAUGCCAACCCUGUAUGCUAUAGCAAAACUUGUUGCUUUUUGAGCUUCUUGGGCAAAUUCAUUCAGUAUGUUUUUUUGCUGGUGAACUACAAUAGGAAUGGAUUUCCAGGAAUAGUUUGUUGAGUAGUAGGUAGAAUAAUACCUUCUGUUUGUUUUGGUAGUACUGGAGAGACUUUGAUCCUUACUCUUGUUUUUACUUUGUUGCGAACAUCCUGAUAUAGGGAGGGUUACCACAGUGGUUAAACUGUGCAUGAGAAAUAGGAAGUUCAGCAAGACUUCUUGCUAGUAUGAAAGCCACUGUCUGUCCUCAGGUUAUUUCUCUCCCUGUUUUUUUAUUUGUAUUUUUUUAUGUUCACUUUGCUCUGUGUUAUAUUGAGGAAAAUACAGUUUAUAUUUUGAAAAAGGGAUACAAAAUAUAGAGUGUAUUUCAAGUGUUCAGGAAUCAUCAGAUUUGGCUUAAAAAGUCUACUUGGCUUCAGUGUAUACCACCAGCUUUGGUAUCCAGCGUCUCUGUAGUUUAAUGGUUUCUAGAUUCCAGUCUGAUAUUUUUUUUUUCCAAAAGCUUUGUUCUUUCUACCAAAAAGAGUUUAAUUUGAUCUGCUAUAUUUUGAUAUUUUGUAUCAUCUUGCUGUGAGAUAUAUAUAUUUGCCUUUUGAAAGGUUAAUUUGCUGUAUAUUGAAACCUUUAAUCCGCUAAAUAUCUCUUCUGCUUGACUUUUGUACUCAUCUGUUACACUCUCAUGUUGAAUGGUAAGUAAGGACAAACCUAGUCUGGUAGGAAACUGGAUAUGUGGUUUAUGUAACUUUAUUAUAAUAGAUUGGUGCAACAUGCAGAAAGUAUGUGUAGCAAGAAUAGACUUUAAAAUUGUUGGUCCCGCUAUUUCUUGCUUUGUGAAUCAGACUAUAAUGUUUGUUGUAAAAAUUUAGUAGUAACAUGUAUUUGAACAGUAAAUCAAUGAUAAUGUUAUUAACACUGGUAAUUGCAGAGUCUUUAAGGGGAUACUAAGAUCUCUAUUGUGUAUAGUCACUGAGUGAGCAGGAGUUUUGGAAGAUGUGCGUAGGGGAAAAAGAACAGCUCCUGUGAGGAUGCCCUGGCGAUGACAUUGUGUCUGUCUGGCAUUCAGCCUGUGAACUUAGCAUUUUUCUUCCUCUGAGAAAUAGUGGGGGAUAGGUAAUAAAUUCUGCACUAGUUUUCAAAUUUUUCAGUUUCAGUAUUUAGAUCUUUUUUCUAAUGGGCUGUCAGAGAGCUGCAUACUUACUUACUUCAGCUCAGAAGUCAAGUUUGCAAACACCUUAAUUUGUUCUGAGCCCCACCGAAGGGAGCAGGUGCUCUUCAGGCAUCACUUUUCCAAGUGCAGUGUAAAUGUAUUGACGCAAGUCCUCCUGUGGAUCUAGCUGAGGACCUAGCAAGUGGGGAGGCACACAAGCUGUCUAGAGUUGUCUUCGUAUAUUCAGUGUGUAUUUUUGUCUAGUCACUGACACUUCUUAGAGCUCUCUUAAGCUUAUUCCAGGUGCAGACUGGUUCUUGGGAAGGCACUCAAUCUAUUUAUACAGAAUUGAUGUUGCAUGAGGGAGGUGUAAAAGAGAUUCUUCUUAUGGCGUUAAUUAGAAUUGAUGGAAGCGUAUCAUAGGGAAAUUAGGUACUGGGAAAAAAAAGGUAUCUUCAUGCUUCAUUUAUUUCAGAUUUGCCUUGGUAACGUUUGAAUGCCUUUGCUUUUUUGCUGUCAAAAUGUCACUAUUUGGAUCUUUCCCAAUGUUUUCAUUCUACUGAUAGGAAACAGAAGGGAAGGAACUAAUUGAUAUUAGUCUGGAAAACAUGUUCUGAAUACAAGUACAAGCAUUUGUGCAUUCUCAUCCUCAUCCAGAUUUCGAGGGUGUGAGAUAUGUGACAACAGGAGCAUCGUUCUGGGAAUGCAGUUAGGUUUCUUGGGAGGCCAAAAUGAGUUUCCUUCCUUACUGCUACCAAACGAAAGUGCUCAUACUUCUCUUGUUACAGAUUCUCUUAAAUUGUUGCUUUGUAAUGAAAAGCUUGUCUUGCUAGCUCGUUAGUAAUUGCUACCUCCUACUCUCUUGUCAGCAGGGGGUAGGAUUGCCUCCUACACCCAAGAAAAAAAAAACAACUUGAAAAUUAGAUUGUGAUAGAGGCUAAAUUUAAAAGAAAUUUGAGAAGAAAUAGGCCAGGCUAAUCUUUCAUUCUGCAAGAGGUCCAUUUUUUCUGUAGAUACUAAGUGAAGAAAAAAAACAAAAAAAUCCAUCAUUUUCAUUACAGUGGUAUCUUUGCGGGUCCAAGCAACUCCUGUGUUACUGGGCAGAGAACAUUUCCAAAUAGGUUGGGUUUGCUAACAUUUACUGGCAUUCCAUAUUUGAUAAGGCUUUUCAAAGUGGAAAGCUUUCUGCAGUUCAGAAGCAGUUGCACGUGAUACCUGAUUGCCUCACAGCAAGAGGGGAGGGCGCUUCUGAACUUCAGGAGGAGUGUAAGCUGUGAAAGCUUGUAGAUGGUUGUGCUUUCACAAUGGGACAGUAUAGACAACCACACUUCAAACAAAAACAUGAGAGGAAAGUUUGUCAAAACUCUGCUGUGAUGACUCAUGCAUCUUUUUCAUCAUCUCAGAUUCUGUCUGCGCUGCAGUCACAGCAGUGAAAAUACGAUGGUAGCUGUUAAAUAUUGGUUUGCAUGCUGCUACCCACAGCAGCAGUUCCUUGAAAUUAGUUGUGAAAAAUGUUAUAAAUCUUUCUGUGUAGCCUUCCAGUCUUUCCUCUCCAUUACUUGAAUUUUUUUAUUCCCUGCAGAUUGAAAGCAUUUCCCUUACACUUUUUCACAUUCCAUUUAACUUUAACGUUCAGUGACUAUGGUAAAUGUUUUUGUUUUUUCAACAAUUAAUCUGUUCUUCAGUCUGUGUCUGCAGCUGAUUGGUGAAUAUUUAUUCCCCCUUCCUGUCAGUUUGCUGCUUUAACUGUAGAAUACAAUAUACACAUAGAGAAUAAAACUAACACGUAUAGUGGUCGAGUUUGGGUGCUUGACUGGCAUGUUGUGGUUGAGGCUUUGUGAAGCACUGGCUUAUUUUGAAACCAUGGGUUUUAUUGGAUGUAGUCACCUUUUGUCAUGGUUGUUCAGAAUUAAUAUGAAUGUAUUCGACUGUCAUAUUGAAAUAAAGAAUAACUGUAUGAUUUAUGGGAAAUAAUAUUUGAUGAUCCUCGUAAUAUUCCUUCCAUUGUGUGUAGUGGUUUUUUUCUUGUGGGAGUAGACAGCUUGUAACUUCCUUAUGUAUUCAGGUGAACAUAUGAGCUUAAGUGGUCACACUCUCUUUGAAUCAUCAGUGAGACUUACGUUAUAAAACAGGUUGUGUGGCAUUACUGACACUGAAUUCUAUUGAACUAGAAAAUUGCUUGUAAAUGCUUGCCUUCAGACCAAGCCUUCCUGUUUCAGCAUCUGGAAAAUCAAGUCACUGGUUCUCAACAAUUCACUUUUGUCUUUUUUUUUCUUUAAUAAUUUGAUUAUUUUGCCUAUUUCGUAGAUACUAAGUGUCUACAAGUACAUGGACAGUUAGUAUGAAUCGACUUCUGUGUCGUCAGUCAGGUGGCAAUGCUGAGAUGAAAGCUGAUAUAGAGGAGACAAGUAAUACUCAUCAAGUAAGAGCACUGUCCAAGUGUGCAGAAUAGGACUAUUACUUAUUUGCAAUCAAAUGACUUAUAAAAAAUUUUCAGGUUAAGAUUUAAUGCUAAGAAGUUUUUUUGAGUCUCCAGUUUAUUCGGUAGAUACAUAUUGAUUUGUAAGAAUGGUGGCUGAUAAAGGAAUUGAUUCAGUAAUUCAGAUUUGCUAUUAAUGUUCAAUCUACAGAGUUACUCUGCUUUAGUUUUUCUAGCCAAUCUUUAUUUUUCAAAGGACAUUACUAUGUACAUCUUUGCUGUGGUCUGUGUUCGUGUCUUCAGCUGUUCUUCAAGACAACUUACUUGUUUCAAGUUUAAGAACUUCAGAAGAAUGAUGUGGGGUUUUAUGUAUUUUCUGUAUGUCCUGAAAAGGGUAGCAUUUCCUACGUAAUUCACUUAGUGUCUCUCAAUGUUAAAUGGAGAUCUGUGCAGUUCUUUGAAAAAGCUCAGCUCUUAAAGUAUUUGUCAAGAUUUCUGCCAUGUAGUAGAUCAUUCUUAAUGCUUUCAGUGGAAUCCUCAGUCACUAAGUACUGUGUAGUUCUUUGGAUGUCAGGUCUUUAUUUGGCUUUACCUGCUUGGCUGUAUGAACAUGCUUUUUUUACAAACAGAUAUUUGAUCCUGGACAGAGUUGGAAAACUGGUAUUUCACAUAUUUUGUGCAAUGGCAGAUCAGCUGUCACAUACAAGGAAGGGUAAAUUAAAGAACAGAAAUGCAUGUUGAAGUACACUCAUUUUAAAACUAUGGUGGGGUAGUGGUGUGGAUUUUAUACAGGCAUUCUUAUAUCAUCUUAUAAACGUAUGCAGUUGAGAAAACAACGUGGUCUUAUCUUGAAUGUGAACCUUCUGAUUCUGUAGAGAUUGUGGAACAGAUGAGAUUUAAAUCCAUUGUCAGCAUUUUUUCUUAUUUUGCUUGAAAGGUGUAGGGUUUUUUUUUGUCAUUGUUUUUACUUCAGAAAGUCAAGCUCAACUUGCAUGUGGUUUGCAGGAGCUUUAUGGUUUUCCUUUUUUGAAUGCUGCAGUGGGACAGCUUCAAAAAAAAAGAAAAAAAGGAAAAUGAGGAAGAGAAACAGCACAUAAAGCCCCUCUACCUUGAAGGCAUAAUCAGGAUUCUGAAAGCUUGCUUGAACAGAAUCUGGAUCAGAGCAGAAGCAACUGAAAAGUGUUUUGAUGUGCUUUCAUUGUUGGAAUAGCAAAAUGGUAACUUCUAGGUAUUAGUGUUAGAUUAUUCAGUUAUACAAGAUAAAAUAAUUAUAGAUGAGAUAAUGGGGGAAAAAGAUGGAAAAAACUGAUCCUAAACCCAAGUUCAUGUGUUAUGCUUUGAUGUUGGGAUUUUAGUUGAACUUAAAUCAUUAUAAACUGUCCUAAAAUAAUCAGGACAGAAGUAGUUUUGGUGUUCUUGGCUCACGCACCACAAUAUACUACAUGUACAUGUUAUAAUACUGUAACGUGUGUGUUUGAUUAUUAUGCUUAAGUGUUCUGACCAUAUCUCAUGUUUCAGCUCCUCGAGAACUUCUCAUUUGAGCAUUUAAUCCAGGUUUGUCUACUGCACGACUUAAAAUGAUGGCUGCCAAAAACUGAGGAUGGCUGUGUAUCUCUGUCCAGAGAAAAUUCUUCCUCGAAGGCUCACUUACGUUAUUCUUUUACAAAAGUACCAGUUUGGGAUUGUGUGCUUUUUAACAGUAGUCCUGCAAAUACAGUGAAGGAGAGUACAUAUUUUUUUUCCAAUGUUCACGUUAAUAUUUUUUCUUUAAAAAAUUACCCACUUAGGUUGUAAUUAUGAACCUAUACACCUUCAGGGAUGAAAGCAUCAGGUAGCUGGUUAAUGUAUUAGCUGGUCUGUAUUGCAAAACAUUUUUUCCAUUCUUUUAGGUAUCUGUUGUGUAGCCACACUUGUACUCUGAGUAAUAAUAUAUUCAUUUCUAAGUUGGAUCUAAACUCUUUCUUGCUCUUCACUGAAGUUAAAAUAGCGUUAAAAAAAAAAAAAGUCUGAGAAAAUGAACAGAAAAGUCUCUACUCACAGUAUAGCUUUCAACUGUACCUUAUAGCCUUUACACAGGAAUAAGAAUUUCUGUAGCUUCCAAGAAAUCAGUUGUGUCAUUAACAUUUAGGCUUAAGGACUGUGUAAAGCUGUUGAGUGUAUUUCUCUUAUUUUAAGAAUUUUAAAAAAUUGUUGCAGGUUAGUAAUUGAUAAUAUUUGAAAUUUUAAUUAUAAUUGCUGAAGAACAAGGGACGAAUAUGCAUCGUGACAACUGAAUUAUGUAAGAUAUCAAAUUUUCCUGUCAAAUUGUCUGAGUCACAUAUUUCUCUCAUUUUUUAAAAAAAUUUUAUUUUGUUGAACGUAUUUGAAAUUGAAAAAACUCCUAUGCAGAGAGCAAGGUAAUUAGAAAUAAUAGCACACUUCAGUAUUUUUACUUGAAUAGUUUCAGCUGCAUGAAUUUUAAAUUGGCCGUCUAGUUUAAGGGGCUGAAUGCACGUGCUGAAGUCAUUUAAUGGCUGCCUAGUGAUCUUCAUAGCUGAGAGAAGUACUUUAAUCUAAUGUGCAAAAGGAAACGUGCAAAAACAUCUGUAUUUAAAAGUGUAGAUGAGAACAGUUCACAUUUUUUUUCUAGCAAACUGUUUAUAACGAUAGAAUACAUGAUAAUGAAGAAGUUUGGGUCAGUGAAACUGAAUUUAUAGCCUGAAGUGAUUUACUUUUGCUUUCGAAUAUGUCUGAUUUAAUGAAUAGAACAAUGCAAUACAGUUCUUUGCAAUGUGUUGAAAAUGUUAGCUAGGCUAUGGAAGCAAGAAGUUUGUGUUUCUCGUUCUUUGUAAGAGUUGUCUUCCUAUGCUAGCUUCAUUAUGGAAAUCAUGGCAUUUCUUUCAUUCUUCCUGAAAAGUAAUGGAAUUGUUAUCAAUUUACCUGCAGGAGAUGAGUAAAGAUGAAUAUUCAACUGCUUUGAAUAUUACCUUAUUUCUAAAUAAAACAAGAUUUCUGUUUGGGGUUGGAUGACUUUUGAUAAAUUGUUCUUAGAUUUUUAUUCUUCAGUUUCCAUGGCCCAACUUCUGGUUUUGUCAUACUUCUGCUCCGUCUUUGAAGAUUGGAUAAGUGAACAGAGAACUAAGACUUGCAUGGUGAAUUUGUGUCUCUGAAGAAUGAGGGCUAUUUCAGUUGUCUCAAUAGAUAAUAUUCCUUUGCUAAAAUGAUUUUCAGACAGUAACCCUUCAUUGAUGUAAGGCUUCAUAUAUGUAGUAAAGGAAACUGGAGAUUUUUGAAGCUCUGGAGGUUUUGUCUCUCACUGUCUUUAAUGAUUAAAAUCUGACAUAUACACGUGAGUGUUCUCUAAUUGGAUGUUGAAAAUCCCUAGCAUAUUUUGCUAGGGAUAGAGCAAAAGUGAUAAUAAAUAUUCAACCUUUCCUGGAUAUUUUUUUUUAAUAAGAUUUCACAAUGGCAGAUUAGCCCAGGUUUUAUUUCAUUCAUUACUCUUAUGUGUCCUUCUUAAGAAUCACUUAUCAUGGACUCACAGAAUGGCCUGGGUUGGAAAGGACCUUAAAGAUCAUCCAGUUUCAACCCCCUGCUGUGGACAGGGCUGCCACCCACCAGCUCAGGCUGCCCAAGUCCCCGUCCAACCUGGCCUUGAACACCUCCAGGGAUGGGGCAGCCACAGCUUCUCUGAGCAACAUAUCCCAGUGCCUCACCAUCCUGUGAGUAAAGAAUUUCUGCCUAACACCUAAUCUAACUUUCCCCUUGUUCAGAUUAAAGAAAGCCAUUCUGCCAUGUCCUGUCACUAUCAGAGCGCGUUGAAAGUCUGUCCCCCUCCUGUUCAUAAACUCCUCUCAAGUACCUCUGAAUUAACAACCUCUUGAAGCUGGACAUUUUACGGAUACACGGCUAAUGUUGGCAGUUAAGUAAAAAGUCCUAAUCUUCACAGUGAAUGGAGGAGAGAAUGGUAUCUUGAUUGAAUGCAUCGAUUUUUGCUAAGACAAAGCCUUAGUUUCAGGAUAGUCCUGUGAAAUAAUAGACGCCAUUAUUAAACAUUUCUUUCCUUUAAAAUUGUGAAAACUGCAAUAUACGGGUUUGGAAAGCAAAACUUCCUUAUUUUACUUUGAAUCUAUGUGAGUAUAUGCAAAUUUCAGUAAACUUCCAUUCACAGAUGAAAUUUGAAGCAGGCCUUUUGGUCUCUGAGGUGUGUUAUGUUGGCAUAAUGGUGCUCCUGGGAUUUGGUGCAGUUCUGAUGUCUUCGGUGGAAAAAUAAUUAGGUCAGUGGUAGGAGAUUUAAAAAAUAAUAAUGAUAAAAAAGCAUAAAACAUUUACGAAAGCAAAUAAUGGUGUGAAGGUUUCUUUGGAAGCACUUCAUUUCAGUGAUGCCUGUGGUAAAAUUGUUUUGUCAUUGUUUGUGCUCCAGAGCUCUGUACAGCCAGUCCUACCCCAGCUGCCUGUACCUUGGAUCACUGCUCCACCUCUAGUUAUAGCAGAUUUGUUCUUAAUGCUCACUGUGGGAUCACCCAUCAGUGCCAACUUGAUCUAGAUAAAGCAUCGGCAAAUAAUAGCACUUCUGUUGACUUGAUCAGAACACACCAGCCUGUUCCUUUUCAUCUUUGGGAUGGCUGUGGUAGGACAGAUGAUUCUCUGUUCCGUGUGGGUUUGGAACAGAAUUACACUUACAAAGUGUUUGGAAGAGAUUUGUGCAGAGAAGCCAGAGAGCUCUGGUGCUCUGCAUCAUGUGAAUGUAUAGGGCUUUGAUCUAGUAAUAAAGCAGGCUAAUAACCAGUAUAGGCUUAAGAUUUAGACCAAGUCUCUGUCAUAAUUUUCUACUUCUAUGGGUGGGAGAACUUGUUGCAUGUAGCUUACUCUAGUCCUUUCUCUCUUGUUUCUAAUUACUUUGUGAAUCGACUCUGCUUUUUUCUCCUCUCUUGACUUCUUAUAGUUUGUAUAUGUCUUCCAUUCAUUGCCAAUUGCAGUUCAGUGCUGAAGCAUCAUUCUCCAGUGGCUUUAGUUGCUUUAUAAACAUCAAAUUAUUUUUAGCCAUAAGAAUUCUUUCGUUGCAACUUCUUUUUGGAAACCUGUGUAUUCUGCAGUGACUUCCCUAACAACCUUUUCUGUACAGCUUCUGACUUUUUUUUUCUUUUUCAUUUUUCCAUUUCAUCUGAUCAGAGGUAGUACUGAUCAGAUGAAAUGAAAAUAACUGAUAGGUUUUUUUCCUCGAUGGCUACAUGAUGAUAGAACUGCAUUCUCUUCAGUAGCUCACAGGCUUUAAUUGAAUACCAAGAAGCGGAAUGGGCAAUUGAAGUAGCUUCUACAUAAAUUAUAAUGUGGGCAGUGAAGAACAAAUUAGAGCUGUUAAACACUAAUCUUUGAACUGGGGUUAGCGUUGUGUUUUGGUCUUUGUAACCUAUGUGGUUUUUGUGUGCUUCCUUGGUUGCUUGCUACUUCCAUAGAUUUCUGUAUCAGGUUUCUCCGAGUUAUCAGUGUUCUUUUAUCUUUGUUUGAUUUCAGUACAUCAAGAUAGUAUGUAUUUGGGUUUGUUACUUUUCUGGAAAUUGAAAUGGAUUAAAUCAUUAUUUAACAACAUCUAAUUUAGCAAAUUCAGCCUGGAUUCUUGGAAACCACCUUUAUUUUCAAUAACUGAGUAUGCUUUAUAUUUUUUGUGUGUAAAGCAAAAGUGAAUGCACUUCUGCAGUGUCAGAAGGCACUUUGUGUGUACCAUGUUUGCUGCCGUCAGCAAUUUCCUGUUACAGCUUUUUUUCUCAAUAAUGUUAGUGAAUUAAGAAGGGAAGUCUUUCAUAAUCAGAUAAAAAUUGCUGUGUGCCUUCUUCCUUCAUGUUCAGUAACUACGUUUUUGACACUGCUUCCAAUAACAAAGAUAGCUAGGUUGUAAAGAGCACGGUUCUGUUAAUUUAUGAAAUAAUUCUGUAAACAUUUGUCUUUUUAUUAUUAUAUUAUGACAUCUUUAUAGUUCUGUAGUCUAUUUUAUUGCCCACUUUUAGGUUCUCAUAAUUUAGCCAAUAUCCUGAGCUCUUCAUCAGCUUUUUAUUGGAGCCUCUACCGUAUAAUAAGAAUCCAUUCAUAAAAGUGGAAAGUGUAGUUAUUGGGACGGUCUCAGAGUUAAUGAAGAGUCAACAGAACGUAUUGUAGGAGUACCUGUAAGUACCUCAUUAGAAGUCUUGAAAUUUUCUCAUUAGUAUUUUGAGGGCAGCAGGGAAAAUUAAGCUAAAGUGAUUCUGUUGAAGCUCCAGAAUGAGGACUUCUUGGCUGAAGUAAAAGAAGAAAAUCUUAAAAACCCUUUGGUGGGAUCAGUUGUCAUGCAGAAUGUACGGCUGAUCAAAUAAAGGGAAGAGGAGCCUGUCACCCCACAGUCCUUCCCUCACAAGGAGUCUUACAGUCUCUGGGUACCAUACCUUUAUGGUGAAAGAGUUGCUGAGGCGGUGAAGGUCAUCUGGAGGAGCCAGGAAGCUUCCAGAUUAUGUCAAGUUAUCUUACCUAAGUACUGUUUUUGUGCUACUCUGGUAAAAAUCCUUUCAAAAAGUGUACCUUGAGUCCUUUCUUAUGGAUAGACCUGGAUCAGAAACAGACACUGGAGGAACGAUAUCGUAACUAGAUUAUUUUGUGCUUUUACGAAUUGCUAAUGAGGCAUGGAUGGCAAUUCCUUUUGAAAGCCGCCUCUUGGGUUCCCUUUUGUUAAACAGAAAUGUAGACUGCUCUUCAAGCAAAUGAAACUGCCGAAGUACAAGCACUAGAAAUGAAAACUGUGUUGCUCCUUAGAAACUUCUGGGAGUAUUUAAUUUCAGACUUAUCGAUCCUAGUCAUUGAAACAGUGAACUGCAGUGGAGGAGGUUCUUCUGGUUGCUCUUCAACAGUAGCAUACUUGGCUGGUAAAACAGAUUUCAUAGUAUGUGCAUCUCCUGGCACAGAGACUGCAGACAGAAAGCAGCAAUGUGGGUGCCAGGUUGCUUCAAGAGUGUUUUUGGAGAAAGGGCGAAGGAACGAGAGGAGCUUGGACUGCUCUUUUGGUGUAGCAAAAUAGAGAUCCUACAUGUCCUUAAGCAACUCUGCAGGACUGUUCUGAGACCUAUGUCAUUUGCUAACAUUAUAAUAAUGGUUAGGGCUCCUUUAUUUUCUGCCCUGGAGUUUUACAGCAAAACAGGUUUGGUAUUUUUCUGAGAGAGAAAGUUGCUUUCAAGGUGGAUCUAUAUUAGACUCUGACAUUAAGUAUUUCUGAAAUAAUAUUCUGUAGGGAAUGCUGAGUCUCUCUCUUUAUAGGCAGCAGUUCAGAUUUACCUUUUCACAGAGGAUUUUCUCUUUGUGAGACAAAUCUUGCAGCUUGACAGCAUUACCCAGGUCACUGACAGCAGGCAGCAAUCUCAGCCUCUGCAAGGCAUUGAGAUGGAGAAUGUGAAUCAGUUUGCUGGGGGAGGUGCUCACCUUCUGCUAGGCUGUGGCAGGAUGAGGCUGCCUCACAGCUGGGUUCUAACAGCAGAGUGAUUGUGUUAGUGAUUCAGGACAAAUUAUUUUGAAGACAUAUAAAAUUGCACUUCCUCCUUCUGCCAGGCAAACAAAAGAGAGCAAAUGGGUCUGCUCAGCACAGUGAUGCAUUUGUUAGCAGUGCUUGGUAUGGUCUCAGGGAUCCUUUUACUGCUUUUUUUUUUUUCAUAAUAAAAUACCUGGUUAUGUUUACAUAGGCUUAAAGGAUCCCAGAGAGAUUCCAUUCACCAGUGUGUGUGCCUGCUUUUGUUGACUUUACCUGUUUCAGUUCUGUUUAAAACAUUUUCUGGACAGUAAUUGUCGCUCCGUUUUUGUUUGCUAAUUACUCAUGUCUAGUUUAGUAUUAUUUGUUAAUGUUAAUAGUUGCUACUCUCCCAGUUUCCCCAUAUCCUAAUACCGCCUUAUUGACCCAUCGUUUACUUACAGAUUAGCUUGUUUCCAUGUGACUGGUUGUUGCUGUGUCUCCACUUCCCUGAGUCUGGCUGACCUCUUGUCAGUGCCAGGGGACAUAUUCUUUAGUCCUGGCUUUGCUGCAGGCCCUGGGGACUUGCUGCCAUCAGGCAGAGAAUGGCCUGUACCAAGAGAGUGACAAGAAGUGUGAGCAGCGUCCUCGGCUGUGCUGUCUGCCCUGUCUGGAGCAGGGGAGGCUUCUCCAGCUGGUUUGCCAGAUUCACCCAAAUUACAAAGUUGUAGUUCUGCUCAGUACCAGAAUUUGGGAAUCCUUGUCUGGACGGGAUGUGUUAGUCUCCAUGUAGGCUUUUUGUCUUCACACCUGUGGUGACAGCUGUGACAGCUUGAUCCAUGGCAGUUGCCUUAGUUUGUAUGCUUAAAUGAAGAGGUACUGUUCUUUAUCUGCUCCUGGAAAGUACCCUGGGAAGUACCGGUUGUGAGAUGUGGUAGGAUGGCUUAAUGAGGGAGUGGGAUGUCAUUGCAGGAGAAGCACGGAGUGUGAAAGGGAAAAACCUGCAUGUGGUUAUUACGCGGUAGGAACAGUCUGAACUAUUGGAGAGUGAAGGUGCAUGUACUGAGUGUUUGUUUUUCAUUUCAUACACAUUUGUUCUUGUCAGAUGUCAUCUUUCCUUAACAACAUUUGCUGUUAUCCUUUAUUUUAUUCACAAAUUCCAUUUAUGUCAUCUCUCAGCUUUUCUUCAACUAGGCUAAAUUAGCUAAUGGUAAAACUCCGAGUUUUUCAGGCUAUUUUUCUAGUACUCGACAGUAAAACCACAGUACUUCUGGUGCAGACAGUAUGAUACUGCAUUCGAUGAACAUCAGUGAUCUGUGCUCUACCUCCAAGACGGUAUCAAGGUGGCUUAAGCACAUUCUUGCCCUUUCUUCUCUGCCUUGCACUACAUAUUACCAGCACCUUGCUGUUGCCAACGUAACUGUGAAUCCACUCCACAAACAUAUGUCAAAACUCUUAUUUCUUUCCCAGGUUGUCAGCUAGAUCAUCAUUUGCAUUAGGCACAGUGUCUUAUGUGUUCAGUGUCUUUGGCACUGGGUGCCUAAACGAGAGCAAGCACUCUGAGUCCCUGUGUGCAUAUCCAAUUGACCCUUGAAUGGCAGCGUUAACAUAUCAGGCAGAUGUAGCAGCAUUUGUCUGAAUGUUGUAACAGAACAAAUUGGUCCCACGCUGGGACAUCUUGACUUCUAUGUAAAAAUUAAUACAGCAGAAAAAAUUGUAAUUGACUUGUUGUUCAGAGCUUUGCUGCUAGUGAGGAAUUUCAGGAGCUGGAGGAGGGAAGAAAAGACAGUAACCAGACUGGAUGUGGCUCUGGGCAGCCUCGUCUAGUGGUUGGCGACCCUGCACAUAGCAGUGGGGUUGAAACUAGGUGAUCAUUGUGGUCCUUUUCAACCCAUAAAAAAGAAAGAAGAAUUAUAAGUUUAUUUAGGUAAAAUACAUUAAUUCAAAUGCAUUUUGGGGCCAUAGUUGAGAGAGGUUGCUAUGCCAGAAUGAGUUUAUUUACUCUCUCUUUGGAGUUGUCUUUACAGUACCUCUGUGGAGAUGUUACACAUACUCAGCUUGACUACGAGAAACUUUUUUAGUCAUUGUUUCUGUCAAGAGUGACUUUGUUUUAGCCAAGGUAUUCUAUCACUGUAUUGUUUCAGACAUAGUAGUUUUACCACAGUUUGCUGUUGUCAGAAGUCUCUAGAAAAACACAGAACAUUUCUGUGUUAAAUAAGACUCCAUACAGUCAGUUCUGUUACACCAGUGUUUUCUUAAUAUCUUGCUUUGUGUCUCAUUGUAAUGCAUCAGAUAUUAAAUGUGACCUGCUAUUCUUAGAAGGGAAAAUAUCAUGGAUGUUGACAGUACUGUAGAAUGUGCUGCCUAUGUUGUCUUUUUUUCUCUAACUGAAAAUCCUUCCUGUGUUUUUAUGCUGUGCUUUCUUUCAAUAAAAGAAAAACAAAACAACAAAACAAAUCACAAAUUACAUUGAAACAGCUGUUGGUUUGUUUUUUUUUUUGAGUUGCCUUCUACAUGUGUAGAAGUGAGAGGAAUGCAUCCAAAAUUGUUCUAAAAUCAUUCCUGACUUUCUGAUAUUACUCAUGUAGAAAUGAAUACAUACGAUAAUUAUGAGAUGGUUUGGUUUAACUUUCUUUGUUAUGGAUUUGAAUGUAAAGUCUUUCUGGGUGUGUUUUUGUGUGUGUGUGUGUUCACAUAGUACAGAUACUGAGAAGGUGUACUGAGGUUCAGCAGAUAACAAAACCAAACAUUCAACAUUUGGAGGAAAAUUGGUACAGUGGUAGUACCAGUUGCCAAAUAAAGUAAUUCUUUUUCUGAUUGUAUUGUCUAUAGUUUUAAUAAUUACAAAGCUUUUUUUUUCUUUUCUGGAAUGAGCUCAAUCUCAGCUUUCUUAAUGGUAAAUUUCCAGGCAGACCUUGGUAAGGCUUCCUCAAGGCUUCCCCAGAGUAAUUAAUUUCUAGUUUAAGAGUAAAAGACCAAAACUUUUUUAGAUUUGGUUAGAAACUUGUACUACAGGGACUUGCUUAGCCAUAUCAGUGUUUUCUUUGGUUUUUAUCUUUGUUUAUAUUGCUGCUAUGUUUCUACAUGCUUGAUUCAGUAAUAUCAAAAUAAGUUGAAAGCUCUUCAUCAUCCUAAGUCUUGGGUUGUAAAUAUGCGUUGUUGUGUGUGUGCGUAAGAAAAGCCAGAUGUUGAGGCCUGGUCAUGAAAGGUCAGAUGCUUCAAGGACAGGUGAUGAUAGAUAGAAAACUAUGGAGGUGAAGCAAAGGUCCUCCUAUGUGAGACUCUUCGAUUUUGUACCUGAAUCCUGGCAUUAAAGGAAACCCUUCAGCGUUUGAAAGUGUGCAUUCUACAGAUAACAUUGUUUGGGCUCUCAAAAGAGUGCAGUUCUUUCACAGUCUUAGAAGUAGCAUUCUUGAGCCUAGUAGAGGAUUUCUGCUCAGUUUUCUUCCCUGGGCUGGCUCAUUGCAAGGCUGAAGAAAGCGGUCCUGGAAGAGAUGAGUGCACCAUUAUAGAUCAGUUACUAAAUCAAUCCCUGUAUUAGGGGAUAGCAAGCUUUCUGUGCACAACUUUUAAUGCUACUUUUCUUCUGAAGCCAUGUUAAGGCAAUUUACGCAUAUUAAUCAAAAUCCAGUAAAACUGCAGACAUCUUGUUUUCCAGUGCUCCUUACGUCUUUUGGUGCGGAAAGUUCCAUUGGUCAUUGGUAAUAUGUUACAUUCAUGUAGCAUUCUGGUUUCUGCCUUUUUCUCCAAGAGGAAAAAGGAUUUUCAGUUUAUGGGCCCAACAGCAAAUGCGAGAGGCUUUGCCAGCCAGCUCAUUCAUUUUGUUGGCUUAAAUGUCAGCUAGUUUAACCAGAGUCAUAGUGUGUUUUUUCACUUGGCUGGUGAGAGAACACAACCUUUGAUAAUUAACAUGAAGCUAUUCAUUAGUACAAUCUAUCUAAUCUAGGGAGAUAUAAAAUACAAUGUCUUUAUUGAUUCUUUUGCUAUUUGAUAUCGCUUGUAACUCUGUGGGGGAGAAUGUGUGUGUACAUUUGAAAAUACGUAAACUUGCUGUGAUAGACUAAGGAAAGCUGAAUCCAGGAGAAAGCUAAGUAUGUGAUACGAAAGAGGACUGCCAGAGUUAACCCUUUUGGUAAACAUGGGAGGCUUGUUUCAUUAUUUUCUGUACCAAUGGUUAAAUACAUGUAUAGCAUCACUCUCAAGUUCUGUUUUAUUUUUUAAUUUAAAGAUUGUGAUUUAUUUUUUUAAAUUUGUUUUUAUUUCCAUUCUUCAUUACUUUUUAAAGGUAAAGGGAUUAUGAGGAGGAGGCAGAAAAGGAAAUGCAUUCUGCAUAUAAAUUCAAUUAGGACUGGCUAAUUUCCAUGCAUUUCCUCUGUAUGCAAAAGUUCUUCCAGUUGAUGCAGAUCAAGAGCUAAAUGUAGAUAUGUUCUUACUCAGUUUGGGAGGAGACUCUUUUCCUAUAUUAUCAGCCUCUGAUAAGAAGUACAGCUUUAUGAAUACAUUUCUGCUUGCAGUUUUCAGUAAUUAAUUUGCUGUGAUCUUUAGAUAUAUAAAAGGGCCUCACCUCAGAAGAUUAAUUUUGUGUGGAAUAUUGUUUUGUUAAUAAGGAAAAGGCGGUGAGAGUCCUUUUGCCCUUUUCGUUUCUGGGAGUUCAACUGGGCUGUUAUAUUUGCCUUUGUAAUUACUGUUUUUUUAUCGGUAACAAGGUCUGGUUUCUCAGAUAUCACUUGGAUCUAUGCUGUGUCAUUUAUUUGACCAAGUGCAGCACAAAAGAUAAUCUCUGAAGUGGUUCUGUUCCUAACAAGAGUGUCUUAGUUGGCCAGUCAUGUUGUUUUAAAGGCAUGGAAAAAACCUGUAGUUUUUUUUUUCACAGAUGUGAACAAAUGUGAGUUGAAACAAAACCAACAGAUGCAGUAAGAUGCCAUAUUUAUAAUCUGUUCUUUUAAAGUAGACUUGUGAUUGUAAGGAAGUAUUAUAUGUGAAUUUUACAAUUUGGAACUGUUGGUUUAUGGUCCUAGAUGAAUUAGCCAUGUGUUUGUCAUUAGUGUAAUUUAGUUUGUUUUGUAUUUGAUGCACAAGAUGCUUGUAUCAUCAGUAGCUUUGCUCUAUCUUUUUUUUAAUUCAUAUAAAUUGAGAGUAAUUUGAUAGAUGCAAACACUGUAGAAAGCUGUUUUUUAGAUUAAGAGGACGAUAUCCUUGACAGAUGUUUCCUUGUUUCAGUUUUUAAUUAACAUCUUUUACAUUAGUGUAGGUUUUGCAGACUUCUGACACAAGCAAGGGUUAUCACCUUCAGAAAUACUCAUGAAUGAUAAGCAUCUAAAGUUAUUCGCGCAGUCGAAUGACACACAGCUUAUUGUGUGCUUGAAAAUAAGACAUGUAACUGGUGUAAUUAAGACACUAGUGGAAGGUUAAAUGAUGAGCUGCUCAGAUUUGAAAGAUAGACUGAAUGACACUGCAUUUUGAGAGUCACUGAGAAUUGAGAUGCUGAGAAUCCCACCAGAGGGAUUUUCAUGGUUCUUGCUAUUCUUUUUUUUCUAGGACUAUUUUACUCAGCCAGUAAUACUGUGCUCGAUUUUCCAUCUUAGGCCCAUCUUAGAUAAAAUGGACGUCCCAAGAGCUCAUCCUGAGCUCCAGGGUGGACAGCCAGCCCUGUAGCUGCACGGGUGUCUUCUUGCCCUGACGUUGCCCACUUGUGGCUCCUGAGCACCUCAGUAAGGCCUGUCCCACGUUUGUGCUGUUCUCAGGCUGUUGUUACAGUAAGUUUCUGGGCUUGUCUUUCCCUCCUACUUCAGCUGCUCUCGUCGGAUAAUGAGUUUUUCUUUCCAACUUCGGAUGUUUGGGAAACACCUCUCCCUGUUGUAAGGCAGCUUGUAAAAAUAGUCAAGUAGUAACUUCAUUUUGAGCCUAAGUAGGAAAGUAAUUUUUAAAAUGCUUAAUCUCUCAGUAGAUGCACUUUAAUGCAAUUUAAAAUCUGGAAACUGGAGAGUCAGCAUUUAGUCUGAUCCAAAACUUACUGAAGUGGAAGGACAGGUUCCCAUUGGCUUCAAAGGGCUUUGAAUCAGCCAGAUCUUGGUCAGCCACCAGAAUAUGUGACCCUCCUGAAAUAAAUGGCUAACAAGUAAGCUAUUAAAUAACUUCACCUCUUCUGAGAACUUUUAUCUGAAUUUGGUUAAGCUUACAAGGAUUAAGCACAUGGCGUACGCUAAUUGCAAAUAAAGACCUUCAUUCCUUUUCUUUACUUCAGCGUGUCAGGGGGCUGGGAGCUUAAGGGAAGUAAUGGGGGUUUAUUUUGAGGAUUUUCGCUAUCAACAUUAUAAGGCCUCUGAUUUUUAGUGAGUAGAUGAGUGCAGAAUCUAGUUGAGUUACUACUUUAAAAUGAGGACGCUUUGAUGUGUGCCUGCAGUAUAUCCAAGGUGUUGCCUUGGACCUGGUUUAUCCAAAGAAAAAGUGCCAUAGUACAGGUGUAACGAGAGGGACUGGUCUGAUAUAGAAAAAGGGAGCCAGAUCACACGUGCUUAUAUCUGAUUUCACCGAGGUGAUUUUAAAAAUGUGAUGUUUGUUUUUAAAACUGUAUUGUGGAGAUUGCUUUUAAAUGACGUGGAGAGAGUGAAGUGGGAGCUUGAGGCUGUUGAAGCAAGCAGUUGACGAUGGUGAUUAUAGAAAACAUUUUUUUGCUUUGAAUUGUAAGGAGAAAAAUAUGUAUGAAAGGUAAAUUUUAGUAUAGGUUCUGAGGAUUCAGUUGUGCUGCUUCCAAAGACAAAAAUACCAGCUGUUCUAGGUUAGGCCGGAGGUCAUUCAUAAGAGGUAGCAGCCCCUUUAAUAUGUUGUUUUUUCCUUCAUUUCCUGUCAGUUUAAGGACAGAACAAAUAUGUCUCUGCUGGUUUUUCUGACUUGUAACGGAUAGUAUCGUGUCAGAUUGCUUGUCCUCAUUCUGUCUGCAGCAGAGUAGAAUUUGCACUAGUUGCAUUCAAGUGUAUGCAUCUAUACGUCUUGACAUCUAAAAUAGUUGGUUUGGAUACAACUUUGAAAUUCAGGGUAGAUAAAUCUACGGAACAGAACAGUGAAGUACUCAGCUCUGUUCUAGUUUCAAAAUAAAGAUAACUCCAUAUUCAUCUCACAGUAAGAAGUUAGGAGAAAAUAAUGAGUCUUGCUUCAUCUAAUCAUAGCCGCUACAUGUGCAUUACUAAUCAGGUAACUCCAUUUUAGAUUUGAAUCAGGCUUCAUAUUAAAAAGAGAAAAUAAGUAUGCACCUGUUAUGAACUAUUGAAAGUGAAUGUCAGACUGUUUCCUUGUAAUUUUGAUUCAAGUGAAUUAAAAUCAGCCUUUCUCUGAUGUUUCUGACAUUUUGGAGAACCAGUGCUACCUUUGGAUUGUGUCGUUUUGUGUUUUUGAAAUUCUGUUCUCUUUGAGAAGAGAGACCUUCUCUCUCUGAGACCUUUCAUUGAGAUAGCAAGAUUGAGCAGGUUCUGCAGCUUUGGCCAGAAGUGAGAAUGCACAAGUCGGAGAGUCAGGACGUUCCCAAAUGCUGGAUACAGACACUCCUUAUACAUUGCCUUCCAUUUCUAGAUAUAUAUAUAAUACAAAUCUCUACGUGUCCGAAAUAGCAGGAAUACUGGUACUUAAAGCAGGAAAAUCUGGCUUCAUAUAAAUGAGCAUCUUUUCCCUUUUAAAAAAAAAUCUGCAUUGUUUCAGUGGAAGAAAGCAUUUACAAAGCACAUGUUGGUUGCACUCCUCAUUCUUCUUUACUUCUAAAUUAUUUCAAAAUCAAGUCCUGAACUUACACAGAACUUUGGUAAUAAUGGUGCUUUAGCACCCCAUGAAAACCUCAUGUAACGGGAAGAAUUCUGAAACUGUAGUAAACAAAGUAAUUACUUUUAUGUUAUCUUGAAGUGUAAAAUCUCUCAGAUUUUCUAAUCUGUGUCUGUUAAUUUGUAUGUAAUAUUCUUUAGCGGUAGACCUUUUUGAUUAAAAAAAAGUGUAGGCUUAAAUAUUUGCAAGAUUAAAAGCCAGGAACAGCCUGUUUCCAUAUAAAGGCAUCUGUUUUUGCAGUUACUGCCCAAGUGGAAAAUUGGAAAGAAAUUGUUGUGCUUUCCGUUAGCUUUAGGGCAUUACAUAGCUAAAAAUUCCAUGUAUCCUUUUUGAGAGUGGUACAUGUAGGAAGAUGCAGGUUUCAAAAAUGCUGAAGGAGAAUUGAAUAAAACCAAAAUAAAAGGAUGUGUCCUGAUUUUUUUAUUAUUAUUAUUUUUUCUUUAGUUUUUAAGAAGAAUCAUAGGCCAUCAUCUUGGAGAAGUUAAACGUAACAGUCUCAGAUAACUUCUUCAAAGCAAGUCCUGAACAGGAAAAGUAAAUAUUCCCCUUGGAACAUUCUUUGUGUUUGGUUCCUUAACUAUCAGAAUAUCAUGCUGUUGAGUGAGAAGAGAUGAAAUUAUUCAUGCUGAGGUGUGGUUUUAUUGCAUGGACAGAAAUGCAUUAAAAGAAAAGAACUCUUAUUUUUUUUUUUUUGCUGACCUAACUGCAUCUCCAGAAGUUCUAUUUUUAUUUCCUACAUAUUUCCUACCCAGCGCCUGACUAUUUCUGCCUACUUCUAUAGUAGCUAUGGUUGCCUAAGGUGUUAACCCUGUGUUGUAAUCUACCUUUCUCCCCUUAGACACCAUUCCUUUGUCACUUUUUGUAUUUAUUUGCCUUUAGACUCAAAUCCCAGAGAUCAUUUUUUAUCUAUUGUUACUUACUACAAUGAGCAGUGUGCUCUUAUGAUGAUUUAGGCUGUAUCUGCGUUAUCCUACUGUCAACAGCCACAUCCAACCCCUGCCACCGAUUUCUUCUCCAUUUUGUAGUCUAACAUCUAAAUGAAGAAUAAGCUAUGCAGUUGAAAAGUGUAUACUUCGAGGGGUUCUGUCAAUGUAGUAAAAGAAGUCAUAUUCACAAUUUGUUAUUAGAUGUAGAUAUUUAGAGUACUGCUUUUUUGUAUUUCUCUAUUUAGAUGUGGAUAUCAAGGAAAAUCUGGUUUUGUAUUUUUCUAUGUGAAUUAUGGAUUUAGGAGUGUGAAGAGGCUGAUAGAAGCAGGACAAAAUAUAUGAGCAGCUCAGCAAUCAAAGUGUGUUCUGUUCAUGUGUCACAGCGCCUGUGUGAGUCUUGGAGGCUCUGAGCAGAUGAACGAGUUUCUGAGAAGUAGCAUCUAGGGUGAACCGUCCAUAUGGGGAAAUGAAAGACAGCAGUGUGCUUACUGCAGUGUGCCAUGUGUUUGCCCUUACGUGACAAAGUUCACUUACUGGCUUAGGCUUGUGGCAACCUGUUUGUCUGCCUAUACUUUUGAUAUUAUUGCUUCUUUGUUUGCUUACCCCUUCUCACAGAGAAAGCGUCUCCUGCUUUGUUCCCAGUUUAUUCAUGUUGCCUGGCUGGAGAGAGGCAUCCAUUGUAGGUGUUGUUAUUGGGCUUUGGCUGUCAACUUGGGAAUUUGGGAAUUGCUUUUGUGUUUUAAGAGUCCUAAUGUCUUCCUCCUCAUUUGGUGAGAAGGGCAAAAUAGAUCGGUAACCUGUCGUCCUUAAACAGAUGGGCUGAAAGAGACAGAAGGUUCCAACGUCACUGUCUCCAGCAGCUUUGGAGAGAAACUGCAGCAGGGGUGCAGUAAAGUAGGCAACAAGAGCGUCAUCAGGCUUCCUUAAGCCAGACGUAAUAUUGAUAGAAUGAAAAAGUUUAAGAGGAGACUUUCCUUAACCUUGCGUGGAAGUCAGACCAUUGAUGAAUCACUGUCUGAGCUAGCAGAACAAAUGACAAUUGAAGAAAACAGCAGCAAAGAUAAUGGUGUGAGUAAUAAUGGAAGGAUCAGCUACAGUAAAGUGCAGCCUAUUGUGAAGAAUGGCAGGCCUCCAACGUCUCACAGUAUGCACUCAUUUCUCCACCAAUACACAGGAUCUUUCAAGAAGCCCCCUUUACGAAGACCACAUAGCGUCAUAGGGGGCAGCCUCGGCUCUUUCAUGGCAAUGCCCAGAAAUGGGAGCAGACUAGAUAUUGUUCAUGAAAAUCUGAAAAUGGGGUCAGAUGGUGAAAGUGACCAAGCUUCUGGAACAUCAUCUGAUGAAGUUCAGUCUCCCACGGGUGUUUGUCUCCGAAACCGAAUACACAGACGAAUCUCCAUGGAGGAUUUGAACAAGCGUUUGUCCCUGCCUGCUGAUAUCAGGAUACCCGAUGGCUACCUUGAAAAGUUACAGAUUAACAGCCCACCGUUUGAUCAGCCCAUGAGCAGACGUUCUCGUAGAGCAUCUCUAUCAGAAAUUGGAUUUGGAAAAAUGGAAACCUAUAUCAAGUUAGAAAAGCUUGGAGAGGGUACUUAUGCAACAGUUUAUAAGGGGAGAAGUAAAUUGACAGAGAACCUGGUGGCUCUGAAAGAAAUUCGCUUGGAACACGAAGAGGGAGCACCUUGUACAGCCAUAAGAGAAGUGUCAUUAUUAAAAGAUCUGAAGCAUGCGAACAUUGUUACGUUACAUGACAUUGUUCACACAGACAAGUCUUUGACUCUUGUUUUCGAAUAUCUGGACAAGGAUCUGAAGCAGUACAUGGAUGACUGUGGUAAUAUCAUGAGUAUGCACAAUGUAAAGCUAUUUUUAUACCAAAUUCUUCGUGGUUUGGCAUACUGUCAUAGGAGAAAGGUGCUACAUCGAGAUCUGAAGCCACAAAAUCUACUAAUUAAUGAGAAAGGAGAACUGAAGCUAGCAGACUUUGGAUUGGCUAGAGCGAAGUCUGUUCCUACGAAGACCUAUUCCAAUGAAGUUGUCACGUUAUGGUACAGACCACCUGAUGUACUGCUCGGAUCUUCAGAGUAUUCAACUCAAAUUGACAUGUGGGGUGUUGGAUGCAUAUUUUUUGAAAUGGCAUCAGGAAGGCCUCUCUUCCCAGGUUCGACUGUUGAAGACGAGCUGCACUUAAUUUUCAGGCUUCUGGGAACCCCAUGUCAAGAAACAUGGCCAGGCAUUUCUUCUAGUGAUGAAUUUAGAAACUACAACUUUCCCAAAUAUAAACCACAACCCCUAAUCAACCAUGCACCAAGGCUAGACACGGAAGGAAUUGAAUUGAUAGCAAAGUUCCUUCAAUAUGAAUCAAAGAAGAGAAUUUCGGCAGAAGAGGCCAUGAAACAUGCAUACUUCAGGAGUCUUGGAACAAGGAUACACAGUUUGCCUGAAAGUGUUUCAAUAUUCAGUCUAAAAGAGAUUCAGCUGCAGAAAGACCCUGGCUUUCGAAAUUCCACUUACCCAGAGACAGGACAUGGGAAGAACAGAAGGCAGAGCAUGCUUUUUUAAAGUGGGCGGUUCAGAGUCAAGCCCAAGCCUAUCCUCUCAAUCAAGGACUCGGAUCUGAAGGCAGUGCUCUCUUUUGGUGGACUUGGAAUCGCAGUUUGUCUACACUGUCCUCUUCACAGUGGAGUCUUUUUAUUUCCAACCUGCAGAUUAUGUUUUUAUAUUUGUUGUCACAGUGUGACAAUUUUUUGUACAGUUGGUUUUAAGGUCUCCUCUGCCACUAGAGCCAGUAGGUUACAGCUGUUGAUGUAACUGUAGCUGCAAUUUUUGUGCAGGACUGAGAAACACAGUGCAUUAUUUAUUGCGGAAUCAUUGCUGCUAAAUAACUACUGUCUGUAUAGUUAACACAACAGUUCCAUGCCUGAAGAAGUUGCAGUGGCUUUAUAAUAUGUGAAUGCAUCUGUUUCUCUUCAUAAAAUGUUCUACUGCUGCGGGGUUUUUUUGUAUUUCGUAAACUGCAGUGUUUCCUGGAAUGUAAGCAUAGCUUUGCUUGGCUAUAGGUGAACCAUCUUUAAUGCUCUGAGUUCAUGGCACUUAAUUCCUUAUUUAACAUUGAAAGUAUGUGUUGAAAUAGUUGAAAAAUUAUAAUGCAUAUUACGUUUUUCGAAAAGCACAUGGUGUGAAAGUUGAUUCAAACAAGUGAAAAGUAACUAUUAUUUGCUCUCAGAUCCUAUAUUAGUUAUUGAUGAAUUAGAGCAUGGAGACUGGAUGAUUAAUUUUGUCAGGCUUACUCCAGCAUCAGGUAUUUGCACGUUGUUGUGCAUAUUGGGCCUGGUAGAAGCAGUGACUUGCAGAAGCAAUGACUUUUUUUACCUUGUUUUUAACUUAGGAAUACAAAUAGUAGAAAAAAAUUUAAAAAAAGAAAAAAAAAAAAAAGAUUCAUACAUGUUGGACCCUGACUUACUUUUGAAAUUUUGAAUCUUUUCAUUACAGAGGAACGGGACGACUAAUUACAAGAAUAUGGGAAUAAUGCGAUGUUUUCCCACCUCGUUUCUCUCCCAUUUGUGCAUUAUUCACUUGAAAUCAACUGGAAAGAUGCAAGUUUGUACUUGAUAAGAACUCACUAUGCUAGAAAACUUUUAAAAUGGGAACUUAGAGAGUUUUUCAGAUCUUAGGUGUUAUCUGUUUACCAGGGAUAGUAAACAUGUUACUACUACGUUUAUGCAUCUCAGUGAGUAUCAUAAGUACACCCUUGGUGAUGGUUACAGUAUUUUUAAGCAUUUGUGUUCACCUUUAUGAACCUAUUUGUUUAGUGCAUCUUAAAGAGACUGUAAAUCUUUAUUGGUAUAUUUUGAAAUGGUCAUGUAAAUCUUUGGCUGGUAUAUCAUGAAAAUAGUCAUAGGUAACUUAAUUUUUCCUGACAUUCACUGUAAAACAUUCAGGGGUCCUACCAUUUCUGUUCAGGAAAUCUUGUAGUUUAUUGUUAUUUAACAGUAUUAAGUGAAUUUUUGUAUAUUUCAUUUUAACUUUAUUUGUGAAUAGUGAUCGUGGCAUGUUUGGGGGUGUUUUAUUAAUAUUUCAUCGAUACUGGUAAAUUUGAAUUGGGAUUUUUUUUUUUAUUUUCUGAAAGAGAGGAAUUCAUGUGUAAUGGUGACUGUUGGACCACUACUGCUUUUCAGCAUUUGUAAACCGGUUUUAGGUUAAAUCUUGUAGACCUAACAAACUGCUGUUAUUUCUAACUGACCGACCUGUAUUAAUAUUGUACUUUUGAAAGUAUAAAUAUUAUGUGGAAUUCUUUGGUUUUGUUUUGAAAUUUAUAAUAACAAAGGCCCUGUGUUGUUAAAAAUACAGACUAAGUGAACUUGCAGUUCCUGGGGCAUUGUUGGAAACUUAGCUAGAUCCGUGUGUUGUGGGAGUCAGCGGUUUAACUUGAGCUGCUUACGAAUUCUUGCAACGAAGAAGUAGUGGCAGUGAAGGUGGCAUGACUCACCUGCAACUGAGGCCGUUCAGGAUCGUACCAUAAUCACGGUCCAUAGUCUAUUUACUAGCAGUCAAGUCCUGCAUGUCACCUGGGUUCGUAAGUCUUGCCUAGCUCUAGGGAGGUGAUACGUGUCUGGGAUACAUGGAUUGGUCUUGCUGAUACCAGUGGGAGCGUUGUGUGUGUGCGUCAGAGGCAGGUUUGGCACCAAUGAGAAACCUUUGUCCUGAAAUAGUAGUUAAUAUAUUUUUUAUAGUCGAUACGGAUCUGAUCUAGAUUUUAUACUGAUUAACUUUGUAGGAGAUACAUUGUAGACGUGAUGGUGUUGAAGGAAGAAGUAUCCGAAAAACAUCUUUUUUUUUUCUACAGAAGUAGUGACAAUAUAGGGUAAAUGUUCAUUGUGAAUAAAUGUGGGGUUUAGCAUUUCUAGAACACAAUAUUUUCUAGGUCAUAAGAGAACAACGAUAAUGUGAUGCUAAUGAGUAAAGGACUUAAAGGUUUAACUGGUAAAAUGAAGUGCAUUAACAAAUUUGGAAGGGGAUCAGCUGCAGCUAACAGAAAGAGGUGUCCAUUUUGAGUAGGCAUUCAGGUUUGUUGUUACAGGUGAAAAGAUAUUCCAUAAAAUUAAAGCAUUCUGCAUACGUAGAGAUUUUUCAAAGGACCUACAAGUGAAUUGGUUUGCUUCAUUGGGAGGUAGCUUUGAAGCAUGCAACUUGGCAUCUGUGGUCAAGCCAGUUUUGUUGCAGUCUUUUUUAUUUGGUCCAUAAUUCCUGCAUCAGCAGAGACAAUUGUGUGGCAGAUGCCUGUUUGGGGCAGUAGUGAGUCUGAAGUCACUGGGCACUUCUCUGCCAGUGUUUUGGUGUAAUUAUUGGUGUAAAGCAUUCUGUCACCUGUCUGACAGCAUCAGGCACUACAGGCUUGGUUCUGCUGUCACUGGGAAUGUAGGGAGUGCUGAUCAUUUGGGGAGAACCUCAGCCACGAUAAUAACCAGGCAGAUGCUCUGUAAAAGUAGUUGACUGUCAAGAUUUGGUGUGACAUCCUCUGCCUGAAGAAGAUAGGUGAUCAGUUAAGGAGAAAUGGCCUGCAAGUUGUCGCUGAUCUAAGAUAAUCAUCUGUAGAAGAUACCCAUUGUAACCCAUCUACCUGGAGGUAGAAAGGGUGAGGUGUGUGUGUAGGGGUGUGUAGAAAGAAGUUGGCUUUGGAGACCAGAAAGAAGCAGGUGGUAGGAGGUUGUGUGCUCGUGGCAGGUGAGGGCUGAAGGGGAAAAAGGGUGGGUGGAGGAUGGGGAUUUACAGGCUGGGAAAGAGUGAGAGAUGGAAGGGAACAACCCAGCUGCACGGCAAUGCUCUAGUGAAACAUGCAUCUCAGCACAGCUGUGUUAUUUUUGUGCUGCUUUACCACAGCAUUAAGUAGCCAGAGUGUAUCCCUGAAUUGGGCAAUAAAAGUUAAAAUAAACAAUUAUUAAAGAAUCA